AUGUUGCGUGUUAUUGCUACUCAGAUGACUGCAAGAUGUCAAGCUGUUUUCCAAAGAUUUUCAAUCAUUGCUCAUUCUUCAGUGUCCAAUCAUCAGACAUCAGAACUAAGCAUAUCAAAGAAUAGCAAUAAGCCAUUUAUUCUGCUAGAAGAAAAUAGAUCUGUAAUACCGGUGUUCGAUUUCAAUCGAAGAUUAGGAAAUGUUUUUGCUCAAUUUCGAUAUCGAUAUUUUUUUGAAAAGGAAUUCACUGUCAAGGGCUUUCUCAACGGUGCAAUACAGGCCGCUGUAUUAUGUGCGGAUUAUAUUCGUCACGGAGAUUGGGGUAAUUUAAGAAGGAUUUUGACUGAUGAAGCUGUUUCUGAGCUACAAGCACGACUUGAUCCAUUUAAUGCGGAACAUUUUGAACGGUUGCAGUUUUCUAUUGAUGAUGUUAUUUAUUCUGUCAUCAAUUCAUCUUAUACAAGUGGCAAAAUACAACCAAAGACAUCAGGAUUGCGAUCAUUCUUUCCGGCAAAACACCGAGCUUUUUAUUCACAAGCUAUCAUUUAUAUCAAGAAGAGCAACAUCGAUGAAAGUAAAAGUAUCGAACGCUUGCUAAGGAUAUCACCCCCUGGGAGCUUGCUCAUCUGCAAUAUAACAUUGUCGAGGAUUUUAAACCCACUUGGAAUGUGGAAAGUUACUCGAAUCAAUUUCUUCGAUUACCCAUAA
This is a messenger RNA of Cercopithifilaria johnstoni, 708 nucleotides long. The record is from the annotation of a GenBank genome assembly. Lineage: Eukaryota; Metazoa; Nematoda; Chromadorea; Rhabditida; Onchocercidae.